GUAUUUUUCCAAUCAAUCCCUCAACACAUGGCUUCCCACAUGAUGCUAAACCUCUUGGCUUGCCACAACUCACUCGCAGACUGCUACCUGUCUGGCAUUUGAAUACCCUCCCUGAGUGCAGCGGCUUUGAAGAGGCAGAAGACCCGUAAAAACGGCGGCAUUCGGUCUCAGAAGCACGGAGUGACAAUCUAUUUUGCGUGCACGUCUUCCAUCCACGCGCAAGAAUCUCGAGUCCAGGCGCGCUUGUAUUGGUUGGCAUGUGGUUGGCAUCUCAGCGAUAUGGUUGUCCCAUCCGGAAUUCCCAGCGUUCGGAAUGCUUAUAACUGACGGCGGCGGGCGCAGCUUGGCUAUCUAGGAUCUCUCAGGCUUUUCAGCAGGGACAUCAGGAUGGCGACGUUGAACGGCUCUGCGUCCUUGCGACACCACACGCUCGAGGAACUUGAUGAGAUCUAUGCAAGGCUGCGGAAGACGUUCCAGGCAGGGACGACUCGACCUCUAGCCUAUCGCCGCCGGCAGCUUCUGCAGCUCGCCCGUCUCGUUCAGGACAAUGUGCCUGCACUGCAGGACGCGGUCUUCGAGGACCUCGCCAAGCCGAGGCAGGAAACGAUGGUAUCUGAGCUCGGUUCGGUCAUCGCGCAGUGCCUGUACGCCGCGGAGCACCUCGAAGAGUGGGCGAAACCAGAGGAGGUCCAGGGAGAGGCCUGGCGCAGUCAUUGGAACCCGACUACGUACAAGGCGCCGAAGGGCGUGGUGCUUAUCAUUGGACCUUGGAACUACCCGUAUAUCCUCACGCUCGGCCCUCUGGUCGGUGCACUCGCCGCCGGGUGUCCUUGCGUGGUGAAAGGAUCGGAGCUUGCGCCAACGGUCGCACAAUUGCUCGCCGAUCUCUUUCCCCAGUAUCUCGACCCAAACGCCUACGUCUUCGUGAACGGAGCCAUCCCGGAGACGACCCACCUGCUCAGUUCGAGAUGGGACCACAUACUGUUUACCGGCAGUGGCAAGACCGGGCGCAUCGUUGCCGCAGCCGCCGCGAAGUACGCCACUCCUGUGACGCUGGAGCUCGGGGGCAAGUCGCCCGUGGUCAUCGCUGAAGAUGCCGAUCUUGAACUGGCCGCGAAGCGUGUCCUUUGGGGCAAGUUGCAGAACUCUGGACAGCUAUGCGUCUCUCCAGACCACGUCUACGUUCCUCGAUCCAAACAAGAUGCGUUCAUCGCAGCGCUCCUCAAGAUGUACAACAUAUUCUGGCCCAAUGGACCUUUUCACAAAGACGCACAGUGGGGCAAGAUCGUCAACCCCACACACCACGCGCGCCUCAAGUCGCUCUUGGAGCGCACGAAGGGCGAUAUCGUGAUUGGCGGGUACUACGACGGCGAUCGGAGGAUCGCCCCGACCAUCGUCAACAACGUCACGCUAGACGAUGCGCUGAUGGAGGACGAACUCUUUGGACCAAUUUUGCCCAUCAUUGUGGUGGAAGACCUGGAUGGGGCGAUUCGGUUGAUAAAUGGACAACCAACGCCUUUGACACUAUAUACCUUUACGAACAGUAAGGACACGGAAGAGAAGCUUCUGGAAAGCACGAGGAGCGGUGCUCUUGUCAUCAACGACACCGUCAGUCAUCUAGCUGUCUACGAGAUGCCGUUCGGUGGGCAGGGUGAUUCAGGAUAUGGCUCCUGGUACGGCAAAGCAAGCUUCGACACCUUCACGCACCUGCGCGGCUUCGUGCACAUUCCAAACGCUGGCGAGCCACACAUGGCGAACCGGUACCCUCCGUACACAGACGCGAAGUACGAAGCGAUGUCGGGCGGCGUUCAUGUGAAGAUUCCAGACAAUUGAAGGAAAGGGGAGUUGCUCGAGAUAGCCUCCAUUGCUUGUCCGUGUAUGGUAUACCCGCGCAUCGAGCAGUAAGCAGUGCAGAGAGCAAGUGGCC
This is a messenger RNA of Laetiporus sulphureus 93-53, 1927 nucleotides long. RefSeq names its product aldehyde dehydrogenase. The record is from RefSeq and is a predicted model, not a curated record. Gene Ontology annotation, molecular function: aldehyde dehydrogenase (NAD+) activity. Gene Ontology annotation, biological process: aldehyde metabolic process. Lineage: Eukaryota; Fungi; Basidiomycota; Agaricomycetes; Polyporales; Laetiporaceae. Gene Ontology annotation, cellular component: cytoplasm. The transcript has 10 exons. Bases 388 to 1833 code for a protein of 481 amino acids.